AUGGCAGCACAAGGUGCUUUCCGCAGGAUGCGAACCUGUGCGGUCUUGUUGGUCCUGUGUCUGACUGAAGAUCAGCAAGCCUCGGCCUCAGAGACAGCCAGAAGUUACUAUGACACUCUGAAUGUUGAGCCAACAGCCACGCACAGCCAGAUAAAAAAGUCUUUUCACAGCCUGGCAGUGAGGUACCACCCCGAUAAGAACAAGAGCGCCCAAGCUGAAACCACUUUCAGGGAGAUUGCAGAAGCCUAUGCAGUGCUCUCAGAUAAGAAGAAAAGGCGGCUGUAUGACAGUGUGGGCCAUGAAGCCUUCUUAGAAAACCAGGAGUCAUUUGAGGAUGAUGAUGAGAACAGCUUCCACUUCGGUUUCUCGGACUUCUUCCAGGAUUUCUAUGACGAUUCCAUAUCGGAUGAAUCACCCUUUCACUGGAGCUUUCUUCAGGAAGAGGAAGAGGAGGAUAUUCAAUACAAACAUUACAGUUUUGGAGAGUCUACCUUCAGCUUUUUAUUUGAUGAUGAAAAUGAGGAGGAGCAUUACUAUUAA
This is a messenger RNA of Girardinichthys multiradiatus, 540 nucleotides long. Its product is annotated as dnaJ homolog subfamily B member 9-like. Lineage: Eukaryota; Metazoa; Chordata; Actinopteri; Cyprinodontiformes; Goodeidae. The record is from RefSeq and is a predicted model, not a curated record. Gene Ontology annotation, molecular function: protein-folding chaperone binding; misfolded protein binding. The transcript is spliced from 2 exons. Gene Ontology annotation, cellular component: endoplasmic reticulum. The coding region runs from base 1 to 540 and encodes 179 amino acids.